AUGUGGGACCAACGCAAGCCGCUCCUCGUUCUUGGCGGCGUCGCCAUCGCGACGGCGCUCGCGUGCUACUUUCUCCCCUCGUCUCUCCGUCCAAUCAUCUUCGCCGCCGCCGCCCUAGCCGUCACGCAGCUCCUCUCUUCCCCGUCCUCGGAAGACGACAAAUCCGCAGCGGGUGCCGCCGGCGGAUCUGGGAGGGGCGGGCUCGCACCGCUUCCCCCGCCGGCAAUUCCGCUGAUCAAGUCCAGCUCUUCCCCGCCCCUUGGGUCGCUUCAGGAGAAAUCCGCAUUGGCGGGGGCUCUCGACACGGGCGCCGCGGCUGCGGGCGCUUCCGCGGGCGCGCAGCCGGCGGGGGAAGCGGCUGUUCCGCCAGCAUUUGCAACUACGGCAGCCGCGCCGUCUGCAGCCGCCGCACCGGCAGCUUCUGCGCCAGCAGCAGCAGCCGUUUCUGCGGGGAAGCCAACGGCGGAAGCCGCCGCUGACGGCGGGGAUGCCGCGGGGGAUGGUACGGCUGCGUACCUUGCCUCGCAGGGGAUCUCCCCCGGCGCUAGAGCCAUGGCGGCCGCAAUGAAGGCGAAGGCGACGCGCGCCGCCGCCCGCGCUGCAGCUGCGCCCAUCACGGUCGCGGAAGGCACGGCGGAGGGACCGAAGAGGCCGGAGGGCAUGGUGGUGCUGUACGGGUCGCAGACGGGCAACGCGAUGGAGAUCGCCAAGACCAUCAACGCGGAGGCGCAGCAGCGCGGCCUGCCCUCGCACGUGCACGCGCUCAACGACUACUCACUGGAGAAGCUGCGCGGGGUGGCGGUGGCGGUGGUGGUGGUGUCCAGCACGGGCGACGGCGACCCCCCUGAGAACUGCGACCGCUUCAUCGGCGCGCUGCAGCGCCGCUCGCUCUCGCCCUCGCUGCUCUCGCACCUCAAAUACACUGUCUGCGGGCUGGGAGACAGCAACUACACGCGCUACAUGGCGGUGCCAAGAGUGUUCUCGCGCCGCCUGCCAGAGCUCGGCGCGCAUCUGCUGUGCAAGUGCUGCGAGGCGGACGAGGUGGACGGUCUGGAGGAAGUGGUGGAGGCAUGGACGGGCACCAUAUGGGGCCCCAUUCAGGACGCACUAGCCGCGCCGGCACCACUGCCAUCCGCAGAGGAGGAGGUGGGGCAGAAGGCGGGGCAGGGCGCGCAGGGGCAGGGGCAGGGGCAGCAGGAGGAAGAGGUGAAGCUGGUGGGAGUGCCUCCCCUGCAGGCGUGCCGCGUUCGCCUUGUCUGGCUCGAUGGGGAAAAGCCUGACAUUGACACCGCCACCUCCACUGCUGCUGCUGCUGCUGCAACACCCCCGUUCUCCCACUCCAACCCGCUGCGUGCGCCAGUGGUGGCAGCUCGGUUCCUGUCUGCAGAAUGGUCGGACCGAGUGGUGGUACACGCGGAGGUGGAUGUAUCCACUGCCUUGCACGCCGGGGUGAGCAUAGCCGCGGGCGACAGCGUGGGCGUUGUACCCAGUAACGACGCUGAUAUGGUGGAGCAGCUGCUGGCGAGGCUGGGGGUGGAUGGAGAGAGAGUCUUCUCCCUGGUUGAUGCUGAGAGCACUGAGGGUGGUGCCAGUGCUGUGAAUGCUGGGAGUGGUGCUGUGGCAAGGGCAGUGGCUGCGAGCAGUCGCGACGGGGGCCACAUCCCGGUGCGGUGCACGCUACGCCACGCGCUGCUGCACUGCUGCGACGUCAAGGGCACGCCCAAGAAGGGGCUCCUGCGCAUUCUAGCCGACUACUGCAGCGACCGUAGGGAGCAGCAGCGCCUGCUCUUCCUCUCCUCGCGCGGCGGCAAGGACGCGUAUAAGGAACUGGUCAUGGAGCGCCGGCCGAGUCUGUUAGAGCUGCUGCGGGCGUUCCCGUCAUGCCAGCCGGAUUUGGCUCAUCUGCUGGAUGCGCUUCCGCCGCUCGUUGCUAGGUUCUACUCGCUGUCGUCGUCGCCUCUUGCCUCGGACCCACCGGGUACUUCGGUGUCGUUUGCGUUUAGCCUUGUGCACAUGCCGCUGAAACCGCUCCUGCCAGACCUCGUGCCUGCUACUGCUGGUGCGGUGGGGGAUGGCAGCGACGGUGCUGCUGCUGCUGCGGGUGCUGCUGGGCUGGCAGGGCUGAGGGUGUUUGAAGGCGUGUGCACGUCAUGGCUCGAACAGUCCCUGCCUUUCGCUCCAGACGACAGGCAACGCGUGGCCAGGCGAAAACAGCAGCAGCUGCAGCAAGUGGGAGCAGAGGCAGCAGCAGCAACAGGGACCGACACACCCUGUCUCCCUCCCCCAGUCCCCGCCCUCUCCAUAUUCCCAAAGCCUGGGGGGAGGUUCUCCCACCCCGCAUCACUGUCAUCUCCCCUCAUCAUGAUCGGCCCUGGCACUGGUGUGGCGCCCUUCAGAGGCUUCCUGCAGGAGAGGCGCCGGCUGAUUGCACGGAACAAGGGCGAGGGCGAGGGGGGUGGUGCGGGGGAGAGCUGGCUGUUCUUUGGGUGCAGGAGGGAGGACGAGGACUACCUGUACCGGGAGGACUUUGAAGGGUUUGUGGCGGAUGGCACGCUGUCGCAGCUUGAUGUGGCCUUCUCCCGUGCCGGCAAGGACAAGGUGUACGUGCAGCACAAGAUGCAAGCCAGAGCGGAGGAGCUUGCACCGCUGCUGCUCAACCCAGCCACUUAUGUCUUCAUAUGCGGGGACGGAGCGGGCAUGGUGAAGGAUGUGCAUGCAGCGCUGCAGAGCAUCCUGCAGGCGCAUGGGGGCAUGGCGGCACCGUCCGCUGCUGCACACUUGCAGGACAUGAUGGGCGCUGGGCGGUACGUGCGCGACGUGUGGUCGUGA
Molecule: messenger RNA, 2829 nt
Organism: Closterium sp. NIES-65
Lineage: Eukaryota; Viridiplantae; Streptophyta; Zygnematophyceae; Desmidiales; Closteriaceae
Source: the annotation of a GenBank genome assembly